GUGUUUUGAAGCGAAGCGAAGAAAAAGUAAAAGCUCACGCUUUCGGUUUCGGAAGUCGCCUUUGACCCGCCUUGAAGACCAAAAGACCAGGGUGGUAAGAACAAUGUUGGAAAGAUUGAAAGAUUUUCUGUACCGACACAGGAAGAAGUUUAUCACGACGGGUAUCGUGGUCGGCGGGAGCGUGUUUCUGCUCAAAUGGAUCCAGUACAAAUUGCGUGAGCUGCAGGAGCGCCAGGCGAAGGAGAUAGGCGAAAAGCUGCGCCGAAUGCAACACUUCGAGUGUACCGAUCGCACGUGCAAUCAAACGAUCACGGGCCUUGCGCCUGCCCUGUCGGAUAAACUAUUCGAACGACUCAACACGGACGACAUUCUGGUGAAGUUACGCUCUAAUCCGGAGAACAAACUUGAGCUGUGGGAGCAGCUGAAAAUCGUGGCAUUCACCCGCAUCGUGGCGCUCGUUUACGCUGCUUCCAUGCUUUCCGUGACGCUGAAGGUGCAGAUCAACAUUCUCGGCGGGUACCUGUACCGCGAUACGGUCGAGGAGGAGGACGGAAGCACGGGCCGUAUGGCACGCGAACAGCAAAUCUCGCCCAACCUACAAACUGCUUAUCUGUCGAUGAUACAGCACUUUAUGAGCGACGGCGUGUACGAGCUGAUCGAGAUUGUGCGCCAGAACGUGGGGAGCGUAAUGCAACGCUACAACCUAAAGCAACCACUGACGCUGGCCGACACCGAGACGCUUCUCUGGUCGAUACAAAUGGCACUGAACAAUGAGGAAGCUAGCCCGGCACGGUGCAUCGCCCGGUACACGCUAAACCCGUCGUUAUGCAGCAAAAUGGCCCGGCCCGGAACUGUGCUGGGUAAGAUGUUCGACGAAACGCUGGACGUCCUAGAGAGUGUCGAGUCGAGGGACGUGAGCCUAGCGAAUGUUAGCAACGGGUUCUCGCUUGUGGUGGACACACUGGCCGACUACUAUAUGGAGGGAGAUGCGGCCAUUAAACCGGCGCCGGAAAACGGAAAAUCAAACCUGAACGUGGAAUGUUUGGCGAACAUCAAUAACAUUACGAUUUCCCUCGCCAAGCUGAUACCGAUCGUGAAUGGGAUGGCCGGCAAACGGGUUUCCGUGAACGGUGGCACUACGUUGGUUCCCGGCACCGCGGGCGGCCUACCGACGAUGGCGGAGCUGAGUGGCAACAUGAUGGCGUCGAUGAUUGGCCGCUUUCUGCAGUCCGAGAAACUGCGAACACUCGGCGCCAACGUGUACGAAACAUUCUGUCAGUAGAACGCAUACAUUCUCUAACAUUCUUUUAAGGGAGCCCACACAGUACCGGAACCGUUUCGGGGUAUCGGUGGUGGUUAAUAGAGUAACAGAGGCGCAACCCGUAAAACUUCCUAAACAAGGUUCAGUUGGCAACUUGCAAACGUUUAAAGUGUAGAUUUUAUUUUGUAGCCCGUUGCAACAGGCCG
This is a messenger RNA of Anopheles cruzii, 1467 nucleotides long. RefSeq names its product peroxisomal biogenesis factor 3 (gene Pex3). Gene Ontology annotation, biological process: protein import into peroxisome membrane. Gene Ontology annotation, cellular component: peroxisomal membrane. The coding region runs from base 104 to 1282 and encodes 392 amino acids. NCBI's taxonomy places the organism in Eukaryota, Metazoa, Arthropoda, Insecta, Diptera, Culicidae. Gene Ontology annotation, molecular function: protein-macromolecule adaptor activity. The transcript has 2 exons. The record is from RefSeq and is a predicted model, not a curated record.